This is a messenger RNA of Suillus bovinus, 588 nucleotides long. RefSeq lists its product as uncharacterized. The coding region runs from base 1 to 588 and encodes 195 amino acids. The record is from RefSeq and is a predicted model, not a curated record. NCBI's taxonomy places the organism in Eukaryota, Fungi, Basidiomycota, Agaricomycetes, Boletales, Suillaceae. The transcript has a single exon.
AUGGGAAAACAGGAGAAGUGGGAGGACGGGAGGAGGACAAGAGGACGGGAGGAGGACAAGAGGACGGGAGGAGGACAAGAGGACGGGAGGAGGACAAGAGGACGGGAGGAGGACAAGAGGACGGGAGGAGGACAAGAGGACGGGAGGAGGACAAGAGGACGGGAGGAGGACAAGAGGACGGGAGGAGGACAAGAGGACGGGAGGAGGACAAGAGGACGGGAGGAGGACAAGAGGACGGGAGGAGGACAAGAGGACGGGAGGAGGACAAGAGGACGGGAGGAGGACAAGAGGACGGGAGGAGGACAAGAGGACGGGAGGAGGACAAGAGGACGGGAGGAGGACAAGAGGACGGGAGGAGGACAAGAGGACGGGAGGAGGACAAGAGGACGGGAGGAGGACAAGAGGACGGGAGGAGGACAAGAGGACGGGAGGAGGACAAGAGGACGGGAGGAGGACAAGAGGACGGGAGGAGGACAAGAGGACGGGAGGAGGACAAGAGGACGGGAGGAGGACAAGAGGACGGGAGGAGGACAAGAGGACGGGAGGAGGACAAGAGGACGGGAGGAGGACAAGAGGACGGGAGGAUGA